Molecule: messenger RNA, 2015 nt
Organism: Macrosteles quadrilineatus (aster leafhopper)
Lineage: Eukaryota; Metazoa; Arthropoda; Insecta; Hemiptera; Cicadellidae
Product: nose resistant to fluoxetine protein 6-like
Exons: 13
Coding region: 36-2015 (659 amino acids)
Molecular function (GO): acyltransferase activity, transferring groups other than amino-acyl groups
Source: RefSeq, a predicted model, not a curated record
ACAGACAGACAGAGACAGGCAAAUACCUAGAGACUAUGGACCCUGCAGCAUCUCUGGGUGUCUUCCUCUUCUUAUUUUCUUUUGUUGGAGGCCAGUAUGACACUCUUGAGCGUAGAGCGGACAAGACUGUUCCUCCGAGACUUCAGCAGCUACGAGACCACUUGGUGGACCGAGGAAUGUACCAAGAGGGAAUGUUCCAUCUGCUGUCUUACGUAGUACCAACCGACUCAGACAACCCUAGGUGUAGCAACCACAGCGCGCUCUACCAGGUGGCAGUACUGAGUGAUCAGCCGUGGGCUCAGCGGAUGGUUGAUGCAUCCAGCAAAAUCGGUGACGGAUUCCUCCAAGGCAACAUCCAAGGGCUGGGUAGUUACGAUGAGUGUCUGGGUGUCAGCGAACCCAACCAGCUGUUUACUGGUCAGCUGUGCAUCGUGCAGACUAAGGGGAUGCUGCCCUCCGUGGUGCACAACCCCCCAACUGCCGAGUACUCGCUACUCAGAGCCCUGCCUAUAGACUUGAAUUUUGCGGUUUGUCUACCCUCCACCUGUACAUAUGCUGAUGUUGCUGAACAUUGGCGGGUUGUUGCUGUUGAAGUCAACGCCACCGCCACUGUCGAACCAUUCGACUGCUCUGUCAAAGGCGACUUGAAGCCAGGAGCUCGCUUCUGGCAAGCCUUGUGUGUGAUGGCAACACUGUUUGCAUUAGUUUUCUUGAGCAGUUGGUAUGACUGGGCGGUGAACUAUCAGCCUGCCAAGAGCCGCAGAAUGCUGGUCAGCUUCUCAAUGUUCAACACCUGGCAGAAGCUAUCCGGUCGUGACAGACAGGACAGUCUGGAUAUCCUGGAUGGGUUGAGGGUCCUGGCAAUAUCCUGGAUCAUCCUAGGCCACAGGUUCGAGAUGUCACUGCAGGUCCCUAACCUUAGUCUGCUGGAUAUGGAAAGGUACACGACUGCAUGGUUCAUGUCUCCUAUCCUCAACAUGAUGUUGGGUGUGGAAGUGUUCUUCCUCAUCUCUGGAUGUUUUAUGUUCACAGUACACGACUGCAUGGUUCAUGUCUCCUAUCCUCAACAUGAUGUUGGGUGUGGAAGUGUUCUUCCUCAUCUCAGGUUGUUUGCUCAGUUUCCACUACCUUCGCGCACAAGAGAAAGGCUCACACCUGCUCUAGUAUUUGUGAUGAUGAUGGAGGGGUGUGUCUUACUCCAUGUCUCUGACGGUCCUCUAUGGAAGCGUCUGAUCGGAAACAGGGCAUUGUCUUGUGUGGAGAACUGGUGGUUGAAUUUAUUUUACAUAAGCAACUACGUCAAUCCAUAUCAUACGUGCAUGAUCCAAAGUUGGUACUUAUCAGCUGACAUGCAGCUGUAUCUUAUCGCUCCACUAUUGCUGAUCCCCUUAGCGAGAUCAUUGGUUGGAUCGGCUGAUCGCUGGACCAACAAAGGCCUAGUGUUCAUCUGUUUCUGCUAUAUUGCUACAACAGCUGCCAGUUUCGCCAAUGCCUUCUACUUUAAACUUCCAGCAGGAGCAACUGUAUCAUUAGAUAAGAAGACCGAGCAGAAUCAUGGUUCGGAAUAUGUUGUAACCCAUGUCAGAGCUGCAUCUUGGCUCACUGGCAUGGCUUUGGGCUACGUUAUUCAUCUGAUCAAGAAGAAACAGCUCAACAUUAACUUGAGCAAUAGGAUGGCAGUGGCGCUCUGUUGGUCCGUUUCUCUAUUUCUUUGUCUAGCUGCAGUCUUCAGCAUAGUUCAGUUCCAGUCUCCCCAACACCAAUAUCACCGUGUGGUGGACAGUCUACACAUUGCGCUUCAUCGGAAUGUAUUCUCACUCGGGAUAGCUGGAGUAGUACUACUCUGUGUAUUGGGGAAAGGAGGUCCUGUUCAGAGUUUCCUGGGAUGGCGAAUAUUUCGGCCACUGGCCACUCUGUCCUACGGCGUCUACCUGAGCCACAUGGGUCUCCAGGCCUUAGGCCUUGCCAGGAUAAGGCAGCCAUUGGCCUUCGACAUGUUCACACUGGUUAUCUGA